AAUUUCACACGAUAAGCAGCAGCAGCAGCAAAAUAUUCCCGACAUUAUGUUACUCAAAUUGCUAGUGCUCACUUUGCUUGCGGUUCUAAGCAAUGGCAAGCCGCAGCUAUUAGUUACAACACCAGUGGCAGGAAGUGGAUGGUAUGCAGCGACAGCUCCGUCAACCUAUUAUCCCGGAUAUUUCAGUUCGCCGGCCUAUGCGGCGUAUACGUAUACACCUGUUUAUGGUGCCUAUGCCACAUAUCCGUAUUACACAUACUUGAGACGUUGAAUCUGUUCGAUAACCGGCAAUAAUUAAUAGUGUUUUCAAUUACUAAACUGUAGCUUAUUAACAACUAUUCGUAUAUAUAUAUAUUUGUGUGUGUAUGUGUGUGGGAAUUUGCAUUCCUGUGUAUGUGUCUUUGUGCUUCUGUGAAACAUUUUUUGUUCUCUUUUUUUUUCAAGUUAAUGUGAAUAAAAAGCUUUUAUAACAAAUUAA
Messenger RNA from Drosophila willistoni, 478 nucleotides. RefSeq lists its product as uncharacterized. The transcript is spliced from 2 exons. NCBI's taxonomy places the organism in Eukaryota, Metazoa, Arthropoda, Insecta, Diptera, Drosophilidae. Bases 47 to 271 code for a protein of 74 amino acids. The record is from RefSeq and is a predicted model, not a curated record.